AUGCACGUGCGUCGGUUAACUAUGCCUCCGAUCGCACCGCUAGUGACACUGACCUGCGAUGACAACACUAAUAGGUUUCAAAGGAAAGUUAACCAGUACAAUCUUCUAAAAACUAUAGGUCAAGGCGCAAACUGCAAAGUUGUUCUUAUCCAAGAUUCCUUAAAUAGGAAGUACUAUGCAGCUAAAGUAUUUAAGCUUGCGAAAACCUACCCAAACGCGAAGACUUCUCUUCCAUUAGAAAGGGAAGUAAGAAUAAUGAAAAAAAUUCAUCACGAAAACAUCGUAAACUUCCGCGAAGUCCUCUUUGCUCCUGAGAAGAAUGCGUUUUACCUAAUUAUGGAGUGGGGUAACUGCGGUUCUUUGCAAAAUCUUAUUGAUACUAAGAUAAAAAUUGCAGAAAAAACCAUAGCUUCGAUAUUCAGGCAAUUAGUUAACGGGCUUUCAUAUCUACAUAGCCAAGGUUUCGUUCAUCAAGAUAUAAAACCAUCAAAUGUUCUUCUUUUCUCUGAUGGUACCGCAAAAAUAGGGGACUUUGGCAUCGGCCAUUCAUUCCAGAGUGCCGAAACCGUUGUAGGAACACCAGCUUACCAAGCUCCCGAAAUUUUUGAUGAUAGUUAUGAUGACUUGACUGAUCUUCCUGCAUUAGACCCAGCAAAGGAAGACGUCUGGAGCCUCGGCGUUACAUUAUUUGAAACUCUGUUUGGAAAAUUGCCUUUUACAGGAGAAAAUGUUUACGAAAUUGCUAGAACAAUUCGAAAAAUCGGUCUUGUACUACCUAAUAAUAUCUCAGGACCUCUAAGUGACCUUCUUUUUGGAAUGUUGAACCCAGAUCCAACAAAGAGGCUUUCACUCGAUGAAGUAAAAGAGAGUUCUUUCUUUAAGGACUCUUCUGACAGGUUUGUUCCGCCAAUCAACCCAGUAGAACCACCAAAGCCAGAUAAUCUUUUACCAAUCUACCAAAUAGCUGCUUCUGUAUGCGAUGAUACUUUUUCUGUUGCAUCAAAGAAGAAUUUGUCUAUCUCUAACUCAUGGGAUGGACUUAAUGAACAUUACUUAAUAUCUAAUAAAUAA
Trichomonas vaginalis G3 is the source of this 1071-nucleotide messenger RNA. Its product is annotated as protein serine/threonine kinase protein. The transcript has a single exon. Gene Ontology annotation, cellular component: centrosome; nucleus; cytoplasm. The record is from RefSeq and is a predicted model, not a curated record. Gene Ontology annotation, biological process: protein phosphorylation; mitotic cell cycle; regulation of cytokinesis. Bases 1 to 1071 code for a protein of 356 amino acids. NCBI's taxonomy places the organism in Eukaryota, Parabasalia, Trichomonadida, Trichomonadidae. Gene Ontology annotation, molecular function: ATP binding; protein kinase activity.